CCUGAUGCUUCUGCACGUCAUCUGUCAUCGCAAAUGAUUGAAAAAAGAAUCCCUCUCAUCUUCAAGACCAGUGUAUAGUCGUACAGCGAACAAAGUUAUCAAAAUUUGCGAGUUUUUCGAGCACAAUGAGAAGCCUUCCAGUGGUAAUCGCCUAGAUUGGAAUCUCGAGGAAUCAUAAAGUAUAACAACAUCAAUAACAAUCGCCGGUAGAGGCGGUGUAAGGUUCAUGUGAAAUCAAAGCUCGCAGAGGGUUAAUUUUACGCUAAAAUAACGCUGUAUCAGCGCAUAUGCCGAUAGUGGGGUAUAGAGGAGAACACUAAUCGAAUUUAUGAGUCACAAACGCUGAUAAUCAGCAUUUAUUAAAGCGUUCCGACGAUGGCAACGGCAGUGAGAGAUUAUGUCGACUUAGAAUGCUUUCUGGUAACUAAACAUUCGUGGAAGGGUAAAUACAAACGUAUUCUUUCGAUUGGAUCCGGUGGAGUUUCUACUUACAACUUAGAUAAGUUUGAUCUUACCAAUCGGUGGACUUACAACGAGGUAGUGAGUGCGUUGCCCAACAAAUCUACAAAUACGACCUACGAAUUCGUAUUGAAUCUGCGAAAGGAUAAAAAGAUUGACACCAUCAAGCUGUCUUCGGAAUACCGAAAUGAAAUUCUUACGUCACUACUGAAAUAUUAUAAGGAGUUCUCCGAUAAACCAAAGCACAUUCUGGAUGAUGUAGAAUGUCCUACUGAGUCCUAUCAGAGUACCCCGCGGGUGUCUGCUGCUAAUGUUAGGCUAAAUAGUUGGAUUAGGAUCGUAGUGUCCUCGCUGCUGCUGCAACCGGGCGUCAGCGAAUGUUUGCCGUGUUGUGAGCUCGAAUCAUAUAAAUUCGACGCCUUCAAACAUCAUUGGUCGGGCACUACGCUACCAGCAGUGUUAGAAGUUACGCCCAGUUCCCUGGAUCAGCUUGAUCCUACGACAAACACAGUACUAGCCAGUUACAACUAUAAAGACAUUGAUAGCAUUAUAGGAAUUCAGGACUAUAGCGAUGGAAUCGUACUCGCUUAUGGAGGGCACAGCAGGUUACAUCUUUUUCGAGUUUCCAACCAUCACGAUGUGGUGCAAAUGAUCGUACAAAAUGCCCAACAAUAUUUGGGCAUUGAGAUAAAAGUGUUAAAGAACCAAAUAUCGCUGGAUCAGUUCGAGCGCGAUCGAUUUGGGUUAUUCAGUGGUGAUCAGCAUCAGACAUCGCUGUCGGAGUUCAUCGUACAGAAAAUUACACCACGUCACUCGGAACCAAUGCGACGAAUAUUGUGUCUCACCGAUACGACUAUACUUGAACGAGAUCCACAGACUUACAGCGUCUGCACGCUGAGACCGCUGAUUGAGAUUUUUGCACUAAUUCGCCACGAUGAAAAUAUUCAGAAAUUUUCUAUAGAGUACAAAAAUGGUUUAACUAGGUCGUAUCUCACAAAUGAUCGAGAUUCUUUGCUCGCAACGCUGCUCGAUUCCGUACGUUCUUGUGGCAAUCAGGAUGUGCACGUGCGUAUUUCAAAAACUCCACGAGGAAAACGUGUCGGACCUUUAACAGCACCAGUGGAUGAAGAUACUGAAGCUAAUCUUCUUCGGUAUAUUAUCAGUUGUUACCAAUAUCCAGUUAAACGAUUCGAUAUUUUGGAACGUUUCAAUGCAAACAUACCGUACAGUGGUUUAAACUACAGUGUAACUCAGGAGAGCUUAUUUUCUGAAAAUAAAGAACGUCUGAUAACCGGAGCACUCCAGCAGUUGGUAGGAGGAGGAUCGAAGGAAGAUUUAAGCCAACUAAACAACAUAGAGCUUGAGGCAUCCUUUCACGUAUUGCGUCGUUUGUUAGCCAGCAAAGUAGGAUUUGCGGCUUUCACUAAUCUCCCAGGCUUUCGUGAGACUAUUGGCCUGCGUGUGGUGCAUGCUCUCAAGCGCAAUAAUGUAGCUGUGACUUACGCUGCGAUCGACAUGAUAAACUCUCUCAUGCAUCCAAUGCACGCCGAAUAUGAACUAAAGCAAGAGCAGUUGAACAAAUCAUCGUUACUCCAUUCUAAAGGUUUUCUAGACCAGUUGUUAGAUAUGUGGUCUAAACAUGUUAAUCUGGGGUCUGGAGCACUAGUACUGUCAGCUAUGUUGGAUUUUUUAACCUUCGCACUGUGUGUUCCGUACAGUGAAACAACAGAAGGAAAGCAAUUCGAUAUGCUCCUAGAAAUGGUGGCAACGCGUGGCCGUACGCUAUACAAACUUUUUCAGCAUCCAUCGUUGGCAAUCGUAAAGGGCAGUGGACUAGUUAUGAGAGCAUUGAUUGAAGAAGGUGAUACAUCCAUCUCCAAUCAGAUGCAAACACUGGCUUUGGAUGAGGCAGCUCUUUGUCAUCACUUACUAGUUGCGUUGUACACUCCUUCACACGAUUCAACCAUGGCUACUCAUAGGCAACUUUCGCGGCAUUUAGUUGGCCUGUGGAUCACUGAUAGUAAGGAUGCGAUGAACUUGCUGAGAAGAAUUUUCCCCGCCGGUUUGCUGUCAUUUUUGGAGAGUGAGGAUCCUGUGCCGAAAGAGGACGUCGAGGAGGACAAACUUAACUUUCGUGACAAUCUGAAGCUGGCGGUGCAGCAUUCCAGCAAGAACAAACGUCUCAACUAUCUGAUCGAGAAGCACCUGGAGGGAGUCAAACAUUGGGGAUUGAAUCUGAUUGAUCGACAGGAGAAAAUUCAACAAUCCCAGAAAAAUCGACCGAUAGUACUUCGCAACCGACGACAGCGUAAGAAGGUCGGAGAUGAAGUGAUAAAUCUGCCUCUGUUUUUCUAUCAGUUCAACAAAAAUCAUGCCAUGCCGAAUCUGAUCUGGAACCUCAAGACUCGCGAGGAGCUACGAGCUGCCUUAGAGAAUGAAAUACGACAGUUCAAUGCAGAUAAAGAUUUGGCUGGCAGUAUGCUUGUUGCGUGGAACUAUGAGGAGUUUGAGGUUCACUAUCAAUGCUUGGCGGAUGAGAUCAAGAUAGGGGAUUACUACAUUCGAUUGUUGCUAGAGAGGGAUGAUUGGCCACAAAAUUUGGUGAAAAACCCUAUCGAAUUAUUCAAUGCCCUUUACCGGAGAGUGUUGUGUCGAAAUAGGUUAAACGAUGAUCAGUUAACGGUCACCUCUCUGCAAGCUUUGGCUAAAGUCUACAAAAGGUACUACGAAAAGAUCGAAUACUUUAGUGAUAUAACGUACAUUCUACAAAUGUUGGACCGUUGCCUUUCACCAGCACUUCGCGAUGCUCUGGUUGGGUUGAUCAAAAACCUAGUUCUCCACAAGUCAAACUGCCGUCCAUUGGUGGAUCACGUCAAUUGUUUAGUUGAUCUGGUGACACUUGCUCACUUACAUACUGGCCGUGCAAUGCCAAAUACCAAGACAAACGUUAUUGAGGCUGGUCCUAAUAUGAAACAGCACGAGGAAAAGGAUUGGUAUUAUAAUGUAGAAAGAGAAAACGAGAAACCCGAACGUUGUGGCCCAGUUACGUUUUCUGAGCUGAAAGAGCUGUGGAACAAAGGUGUGCUCACGCCCAGGACACGCUGUUGGGCAGUUGGAAUGGAUGGUUGGCGUUCUUUGCAGCAGAUUCCACAGCUCAAAUGGUGUCUAAUGGCUAAGGGAUCACCAUUAUACAACGAAACAGAACUAGCUCAACACGUACUAGAUAUACUUAUAAAGUGUACCAGUUUCUUCCCCAGCCGGGCACGGGAUGGCGAAGCAGUUCUUAUUCCCGGCCCACGACUGUCUCGAAAGCUGUCCGAGUUCAUAUGCUUGCCACAUAUCGUACAGGUUUGUCUAACACACGAUCCCGGUUUACUUGAACGAGUUGCUUCGCUUCUUUGCCAAAUAAUGGAAGACAAUCCAGAAAUGUCCAAAGUGUAUCUCACCGGCGUGUUUUACUUCAUGCUUAUGUACACUGGUAGUAAUAUCCUUCCUAUUGCGCGAUUCCUUAAAAUGACACACAUGAAACAAGCGUUCCGCAGUGAAGAGACCAGUUCUCAAUCAGGAAUCAUGCAUCGUAGCAUUCUAGGUCAACUUCUUCCCGAAGCUAUGGUAUGUUAUUUGGAAAACCACAGUGCCGAAAAGUUUGCAGAAACUUUCCUUGGAGAGUUUGAUACUCCGGAAGUAAUUUGGAGUUCAGAAAUGCGCCGGAUGCUGAUAGAGAAGAUUUCUGCCCAUCUUGCUGAUUUCACGCCUAAGUUAAAAGGACAUUCGAUGGCGCGAUAUCCAUAUCUGGCCAUCCCAGCGAUUAGCUAUCCUCAGCUUGAGAAUGAGCUGUUCUGUCACAUUUUCUAUUUGAGGCAUCUUUGCGAUACCAGAAAGUUCCCGAACUGGCCGAUACCAGAUCCGGUUCAAUUACUAAAGCAUACACUAGACGCCUGGCGCAAGGAAGUAGAGAAGAAACCAUCCCAAAUGACUGCCACGAAGGCGUACGAAGAUCUCGGAAUUGAUCUGAAAAGGAUCCCUCAACCGGAUGAAUCGAUUAUUCGUAAGAGCUACUAUCGAUUGGCCCAAAUGUACCAUCCGGAUAAGAAUCCGAAAGGAAGGGAAAUCUUCGAGCGCGUCAAUCGCGCAUACGAAUUUCUGUGCUCGCGAAGAAGUACCAACGAUGGCCCCAACCCGAGCAACAUUGUUCUCAUCCUUCAGACCCAGAGCAUCCUCUUCGAUCGAUAUUCUGACGUGCUCCAGCCGUACAAGUACGCCGGCUAUCCACAGCUUAUCAAAACGAUUCGUCUAGAAACAAAGGAUGAACAGUUGUUCUCGAAGACAGUUCCACUUUUGAGUGCAGCCUCCGAAUUAUGUUACCACACUGUGCACUGCUCAGCUCUAAACGCAGAGGAGCUGCGUCGGGAGGAAGGCAUCGAAGCACUGUUGGAGGCAUACUCGCGAUGCGUUUCGAUAAUGGGUGUAGACUCACAAAAGGAUUCUUUGCACUAUCAAGUUAUAUCAAACAUCACUUGUUGCUUUGAUGUGGCGUGUCGCUUCGAGAACUGCCGGAAGAAGAUUCUGGAGCUGCCCCAGCUGAUAGUGGAUGUGUGUAGGGUAGUUUAUUUCAAACAUUCGCUGUCAGUAAGCCUGGUCACAAGUUUGGCAGCGAAUAAUUACGAUCUGCAGUGUAAUCUCGUACAAAACGGUGUGCUGUGGUCUUUAAUGAUUUUUAUGUUCGACUACGAUUAUACGUUGGACGAGAGUGGAGUAAAAACGGAUGAAAAAUCCAACAACCAGCAGAUGUGUAAUAAUUUAGCUAAAUUAUCGCUAAUAGCUUGUGUGGCAUUGGCCGGAUAUCAUAUGACGUUGUUGGAUGAAGCUAAGCCAAGCGCAGCUAAAUCGGCUUCAAAAUCUAAUCCUACCUCCCGCAGUGACUCCCCGCAGCAAUUAACGGCUGCCCGAAGCCAUUCUCUCACACAGACACAACCGUACACCCAGAACGCGUCCAAUUUAAUACAGAACAAUUCGAGCCUUAUCCAGUCGGUAGCAAUUAUCGAUCGUACUUUGCAGGAGAAGGCUGAAUCUCAAACCGUCGCCAGCGCAGUUGAACCAGAAGAACCUGUAGAGUGCGAGAAAGGUAUUAACAAUAAGAAAUAUAAAAUAUCUAGCGCUGCACCUGCCAACUCAAUGAUCAAAAAUAUGCUGGACAAACUUCUAACGGCUUUUGUGGCUAAUAAAAUGGUUUCUGAUCAUGAGACUGAAGUAUUGAAGCUGCUAAAUUCAAACACACGCAAUCCGUACCUAAUCUGGGACAAUGGAACACGAGCGCAGCUUUUGGACUUUCUCGAGUUCCAGCGAUCAAAUGCAAAAAAGGAGCAGUUCGAAAGUGUUGCCGAUGUUCACGACCUUGUGAAAACUUUUUCGUUUGAUGCUCAUAGAGACGAAUUAAAAAUCGGCGGUAUUUUUAUUCGUAUCUACAAUGAAAUGCCAACAUUCCCCAUCGUCAAUCCAAAAACAUUUGUGAUUGAUCUGCUCGAGUUUCUCAAGCAAGCCUAUAGCUAUCUGACGGCCAAGAACAUUCGACCGAUCCCGCCACCAACUAUAACCCACGUCAACAGUCAAGGUAUUCUAAUUCCAACGAAAACAUGGAAACCUCUAGUCCCCGCAAAGAACAACUCGGUUAACAGUAAUGUGAUCAAUAAUAACAAUAACCACCACCGCAGCACUGCCGGACAGUUACCGAAACAACAGGAUAUCAGUGUAGUACUCAGCGAAUACAGCCGGGCUAAGCAACGAAGUCAAUUAGCAAAGACAGACUCGUCGGUUUUCGAGGAUGCCGCGAAAUUCUACGAUUUUUCAUCGAAUCCCAAUGCAAUCAAUCACAUUGUGAUGGCCCUGAAAGCAUUAAUCUCCGUCAUCAAAUCGAACAGCAACGUCGAAAUCCAAUGCAUCGGUCAUUUCGAAAUGCUUUUCGGUUUUCUCUCAUCCAACUUGUGUGACAGGGAUAAGAUACUGAAGUCGCUGGCGCUGGAGGUGGUAUGCCUAGUAUCACGCAACAAAGAAUGCGUGACGGAAAUAUCUGCCUGCGAGAUAUUCGGCCUGUAUUUAGUAGCCCUGAGAGAUAAGGAUCUGAGGGACAUGCAGCAGAAGGUGCUGGAAACACUGUCGGGAUUAUUGAACGUGCCGAAGAUGAUCAAGGAGGGUCAUACAAAAGGGGCAGUAAUCUAUUUACUGGAUUUGUUUUGUAACUCCAACAAUCCUCAGAUCCGAGAAUGUUGUGCAGAACUUCUUGCGAAAAUGAACGCCGAUAAACUGAGCGGGCCGAAGAUUCGCAUCACGGUAUGCAAGUAUUUACCGUCAGUAUUUCUAGACGCCAUGAUCGAUUCUCCAUCGGUGGCUGUACAAAUGUAUGAAUCAACUCACGAACACCCGGAGCUAAUCUGGAACGAUCGGAUACGGAGUAGCGUAUCAGAUGCAGUGCACGACAUGGCGGACAGUUUCUAUGCUCAGCAGAAGCAAAAUUCGAAAACAUUUUGGCGUGAUCCCGAAGUGUUACCUGAUAUCAUCUCCAACGAAUUGAUCGUAUCCGGUGUGUACCUGCGGCUUUACAUUUCGAAUCCAGGCUGGACUUUGCGCAAACCAAAACAGUUCCUUUCCGAUUUGUUGGAUUUCAUAGUUGAGAAUAUCAGCAGAACCGGUGUCGAUCAAAAUAUUCUAGACAUUUCGACGACUGCUCUUGUGCUACUUUUGAAUGCGCAACCGAAUCUUUCAGAUUCCGUUCCGGUAUUAGGACAUAUACCGAAAUUCUUUCGACAGUUGUCCGUUCAACCGAGAAGCGCGCUUACGGUAUUGCAUCAGUUAUCCCUUUCAGAGAUUUGUGUCAGUGCAAUUUCUCAAACUGAUUGCAUUCCUGCGUUAAAGUCUUGCAUGGAAGGCCACCGAGAGCUUCUAGCAACCGCCUCAGAAACACUGAGUAGGCUCUUCAAAUGCCAGCACGAUUCUUUGAUACGUCAAUCGCUGGAGUGUCAGCUAAUACCAUUCCUGUUGGGCCUGCUUGAGAGUCGCAUUGAUUCCACGAGUCCAGCUAUGGUGAAAGCACAAAUUGUUGCCGCCUUAAAGGCUAUGACAUCGAAUUUGACCUACGGCGACCGAGUGGCCCAUAUCUUAAAUCAGAAUCCAGUUUGGGCAGAAUACCGGGACCAAAAGCAUGAUUUGUUCAUUACCGAUACCGAUGUGAGGGGAUACCUAACAGGUGCUCCCAAUACCACAGCUGGAUAUUUAACACAGGGACCCGCCAAGAACGUAGAAGUACUGACAUCUCCGCCACCGAUGGACCGCGACGACCCACUUUUUGUGCGUAGCAGUAGCAACGAUUCGUAAGCUCCUCAUGGAACGCAAGUCAUUUAUCACGCACGCUUCUCAUCCUCUUCAUUUUACGCGUGCAGUUUCAGCUUAAAAGGAGACACGAUUCUCCUGUUCCACUAGCUCUCGUUUUGUUUAGUAGUUUGUAUUCCGCAAAUGAACUGAUAUAUAUGUUAUUAGCUAGCAGGAAGACAGAGAACAUCAAUUUGUAGCAAGGUGUAAAUCGUUCGGAGAUAACAUGGUAAGAAUUACUUUGUAAUUAAUACACAUCAGAAAAUAGCUUCUAAAGGUAUAAUUGUACACUAUAUUAAACAUUAAGAUAAUGAAUUUUUAUUAUAUUGUGAUAUUUUUAAAAUAUAAUUUAUAUGGUGAAGUCCA
Messenger RNA from Topomyia yanbarensis, 8187 nucleotides. It is a transcript of the gene Rme-8, whose product is annotated as dnaJ homolog subfamily C member 13. Gene Ontology annotation, biological process: receptor-mediated endocytosis; endosome organization; regulation of early endosome to late endosome transport. The record is from RefSeq and is a predicted model, not a curated record. Bases 376 to 7827 code for a protein of 2483 amino acids. The transcript is spliced from 17 exons. NCBI's taxonomy places the organism in Eukaryota, Metazoa, Arthropoda, Insecta, Diptera, Culicidae. Gene Ontology annotation, cellular component: endosome membrane.